AUGGGGAUAUCGUCCGCAUCGGCCCGAAUGGGCUUCACUUCUUCUCUCCAGCUGCGUAUCUCGAGAUCUUCAACCCGAAUAAGCCAUGGGAAAAGGAAAGGUCGCUCUACCAUCUCAUGGGCGAGGAUCGCUCUUCGUUUGGGGAUUGUCCUCGAUCUUCGCAAGACGUUCGAGGAGAAUGGGUCCAAGCCGGUUGACCUUUUCUAUGCGUGUCGCUGCAAGGCUAUCGAUAUUAUCACCUACCUCUGCUUCGCAAACUCGGUAGACGCAGUGUACGCGUCCAACUAUGAAGCCCCCAUCAUCCUCGCCAUGGACGCCUCAAUGGUUGCUUUUCUUCUAAAGAAACAAAUCAACGACCUCUACACAGGCCCCAGCGCACUCGCAAAACUCCCCCAUAACACAGCAAUCUACCACGAGCUGCUGCGGCCCGAGGCAUACAAGACCGGGACUACGCCGGAUAGCGGCAGUCUAUAUGAGGAGUCGCAGGCGCCCGUGUUUGGUGGAGCGGAUACAACGGGCGCGACGCUCAUGCAUGGGUCUUUUUGUUCCUGCGCUCGCCGGAGGUCUAUCGGAAGAUUAAGGAGGAGAUUCGUUCGAUUUGGGCGGAGAUUGAGAAGCCGCCGAGGUGGGAGGAGUUGGAGAGGUUCCCGUAUCUUGUGCGUGCAAUAUAUCAGGCUUGAGAUUACGGCCGUCAUGAAGGGAUCCCUCUGCAUCAGCCCGGGCGUCGCCUCACCCCUCCCACCGUCGUUCCCGAUGAAGGAGCCGACAUUGCGAAUACACCUAUCCCCGGAGGUGUAG
This is a messenger RNA of Aspergillus calidoustus, 798 nucleotides long. Lineage: Eukaryota; Fungi; Ascomycota; Eurotiomycetes; Eurotiales; Aspergillaceae. The record is from the annotation of a GenBank genome assembly.